Molecule: messenger RNA, 1853 nt
Organism: Sinocyclocheilus anshuiensis
Lineage: Eukaryota; Metazoa; Chordata; Actinopteri; Cypriniformes; Cyprinidae
Product: inositol polyphosphate multikinase-like
Exons: 6
Coding region: 412-1539 (375 amino acids)
Biological process (GO): inositol phosphate biosynthetic process
Cellular component (GO): cytoplasm; nucleus
Molecular function (GO): inositol-1,4,5-trisphosphate 3-kinase activity; inositol tetrakisphosphate kinase activity
Source: RefSeq, a predicted model, not a curated record
UCUCAGGAGUGUGUGUGUGUGUGUGUGCGCGCGUGUGCGUGUGCGGGGCAGAAACAAACAGCGAAGCGUUCGCAGAGCCGCGAGUUCCCGUGCGAUAUGACUAACUCCGCCAGAAUAUCGUGUCGAUCUUUGUAUUCCGCUCGUUCCGUAUCUAGCAUCUCGUACCAAUUACCGCGGGAGGAGUGUAAACAUCUCUGAAAUCAGGAAGUGGGAUGUGGCCCAGGUGAAAAGCUCGUUAUAUGGUCGCGAGCGUGGGCACCGUGACUGAUGGCACGCGAGCGGUCACACACAUCAGGAUGACGCGUCGAGAGUGUGCGAUCAAUAUGUGAAUUUGUGUGUGGACAGUAGUUUAGAGAAAUACAGCGCCCAUUGCAGUGAAGUCUUCGGUGCGAGUGUCAGCUCAGCAUCAUUAUGGACUCGUCUGUGGCGCUGGGGAGGCUGGAGCUCGCGCGUCCGGUAACGACCCGCGGCUCGUGUUUACCGGAGGGUGCGCAGGGCGCUCACCUGAACGGCUGCGUGCCGCUCUCUCAUCAGGUGGCCGGACACAAGUAUGGCGUGGAUAAAGUGGGCAUCUUGCAGCAUCCUGAUGGUACGGUUCUAAAACAGCUGCAGCCUCCUCCAAGAGGACCCAGAGAGAUGCAGUUCUACAGUAUGGUGUAUGCUGAAGACCACUGCGACCCCUGUCUUGUAGACCUCCAAGCGCAGCUUCCCAAGUACUACGGCACAUGGUCCUCACAAGACGCUCCCACAGACCUGUACCUCAAGCUGGAGGAUGUGACACGCAGGUUUCAGAAGCCAUGCAUCAUGGAUGUGAAGAUCGGCCAGAAGAGCUACGACCCUUUCGCUUCACAGGAGAAACGGGAACAGCAGAUCAGGAAAUACCCACUGAUGGAGGAGAUCGGCUUCUUGGUUUUGGGAAUGAGGGUGUAUAAAGUUGGCUUAGACAGCUUUGACACCUAUGACCAGCAUUAUGGAAGAGGUCUCGUGAAGGACACGAUCACGGAAGGUUUAUCCAAGUUCUUCUACAACGGCGACAUUCUUCGCAAAGACGCCAUCACUGCCAGCAUUCUCAAAGUCCAGAAGAUCCUUCAGUGGUUUGAGGGCCAGAGUCGGUUCAACUUUUAUGCAAGCUCUCUGCUCUUCGUCUACGAGGGCAUCUGUGCGCCCAGUCUUGUCUCCCAGAGCCUUCGGGAUAGCCAGAUCGCACCCGAGGCCUGUGAGCAGAACAACAACAUCAAUCAGAGCCUCUCUACGAUAUACUCCCUGCACAAGAAAAGCUGGGCCCGGAGCCACUACCAAGCCAAACAGGACAACGGCGUUUGGAGCUCCUCACAGCAGCCCAAAGGCAACCGCGGCUUGGCAAGACUGGAAGAGGACAGGAAGGAGAGCAAGAGCGAAGCGGGACAGGAAACGGUCAGUGACGUGGAGGUAAAGAUGAUUGACUUUGCACAUGUCUUCCCUAGUGACGUUCCUGACCAGGGUUACAUCUAUGGCCUGAAGAACCUACUGAAGGUCCUGCAUCAGAUUCUGGAGGAGUGAUGGAACGGUUCUUGAAGGUAUGAAUUUUGUAGCCACUUUCAUGUCCGCCCUACACGCCUUUCUCUAAUCUGCACUACCUACACCAUCAGUGAAGUAACAUGUUUGUAAUCCUUCGUCUAAUGUAUGUGCUUUAGUCUUUUAACAGCUUUAUAUAGUUUAUGAUAUCUUACUCAGGUAAAUGAAUCUAUAAUGCUUGUAUAUUUAUCCAGACAAAAGAAGAAACACUCUCAUCAUAUUAUGCCUCAGAUAUUGCAUAUUAGUUCCUGUUUCCAGAGCCAUUGCAGGAUUUUUUUUUCUUUUUAUUAUUUAAUUUU